AUGAGCACUGAAAUCGAAGAUAAUACGGAUAUUCAUUCGAAUGAUGAAGUUAAUCAAGAUAGCAAUGAAUUAUCACAAGAAAUUGAUCAACCACUAUCAUCCGAAAACGAACGAGAAGAAAAGCAAGUUCAAGAAUUAUCAAUUGAUGAUAAACAAGAAAUUGAAUCACGACCAAUUUUAACAUCGAAUAAUAAUGAACUACCAUCAGAAUCUCCAUCAACUGAUGUUAUCAUUGAAAAAGAAGAUGAUUCAACAGCAGCAACUAUCUCAGAAGAGAAUUCAUCAGCAUUACCUUUAUCUGAAGAAACUUCAUUAGUAUUACCUGAAUGUGAACAAGACAAUAAUAAUGCAGUUGGUGAUACUAUUCAAUCAGAAUCUUCAAAUUAA
This is a messenger RNA of Rotaria sp. Silwood1, 387 nucleotides long. NCBI's taxonomy places the organism in Eukaryota, Metazoa, Rotifera, Eurotatoria, Philodinida, Philodinidae. The record is from the annotation of a GenBank genome assembly.